AUGCAAGAUAAUACAGCUGCUGUAGAAGAGGAAAACCCCUCAUUUUCGGCCAAGAAAUUGCUGAAUCAUUGGUUGAGAUUCAGUUCAGGUUUACCUGAAACAAACAUAACACUUAAUAGUGAGUUUGAGAGGAUACUGUUGGACUACUCAUGGCAACGUGCCACGCCUGAAACCUUGGAAAUUGGCAGAGGUGGGGUUGGCCCAUUCGCUGCAUCCCUCAAAGAAAAGAUUAACCGAAUGUUUGGUGGAGAGCAUGUACGUUUCAAGCAUAUAUAUGAAGCCUCAUCUGAUCCUACUUUCUGCAACAGGAACACUUGGAGAGCAAUGGGGGUGAUCCUGAAGGAUGUCAUUGCUGUUGGUAUCGGUGGCAGCUUCUUAGGUCCUCUUCAAACAGUCUUGGUAGUUGGGUGCGCGUUAAAGGAUUAUAUGCGUAUUUUUAUCAGAGGAUGGACGAUUCUGGUCGAAGGGUGUUUUAAUAAUUUGUUUUACCCUGUGUGCAGUCUUGCAAACGUUGAUCCUAUUGAUGUUGCCAGAAAUAUUACAGGGUUAAAUCCAGAAACUACCCUUGGUAAGCAUUAA
Messenger RNA from Prunus armeniaca (apricot), 579 nucleotides. The record is from the annotation of a GenBank genome assembly. NCBI's taxonomy places the organism in Eukaryota, Viridiplantae, Streptophyta, Magnoliopsida, Rosales, Rosaceae.